AAAAUUGCGUCCUUAAAGCAGUCGCGCAAAAAGCUCACAUCAUUUUGUAUGUGUGGUCCAGCGCAUCGGCGCUUAUACUAUCACAUACGCGAAUAUCGCAUGGCUUCCUCGACCAGCGAGCAAGAAACAGAAGAUGAAAUCGAACAGAAAGUCGUGGCACCUUUGCCGAUAGAGCUGCCUGAUCAAAUUUACCAAAUAAAUGACAUUGAUAAAGAUUUGCCAACCUCGCUAGAGCAGCUAACAGUCAAGGAAGAAGAUGCUUGGUGGAAUCAAAUGCCUCUAACGAAUUUAGACUUAAGUUCUAAUGCCCUGACGCAUUUGUCGCCGAAAAUAGAAAAUCUCGAUACCUUAACCACAUUGACGCUUCACGACAACUUACUCACCAGUCUUCCCAGAGAAAUUUGUAGGUUGGAGAAGCUAGUACGUGUAAAUCUAAGUCGAAACAAGUUGAGGGAGUUGCCUGUUGAUUUUUAUUCGUUACCUGAGUUGCGUUACUUGAACAUAUCGUACAAUGAAUUUGAAGAACUACAUCCCAGUCUAAGUGAUUUGCACAUGUUGGAGUAUUUGGAUGCUUCACAUAAUUCACUUACGGCGCUGCCCAAUGGUAUUGGUUUUCUAGUGCGCGUAUCUGAGCUUUUACUCUCAUAUAACCACAUAAAAGAACUGCCUUCAGAUCUGGUCAAUAUGCGAUCGUUACAAAAAUUGGACCUGAAUCAUAAUGACUUGAUUUCUCUACCCGAGGAUAUGGGCAGUCUACGUAAAUUAUUGUGUUUAUACCUACAGCAUAAUGAUAUAACACAACUACCGAACUUUGAGGGCAGUCAGAAUCUGCAGGAGUUAUAUGCUGCCAAUAAUUUAAUUGCGAAACUACCAGAGAGUUUUUGCUCAAACUUGCCACAUUUGAAAAUUCUCGAUUUGCGCGACAACAAAAUUACGAAAAUCCCAGAGGAAAUUUCGCUUCUGAAAAAUCUUAUUCGGCUCGACUUUACCAACAAUUCCAUUAGCAAUCUGCCAUUGUCGUUGGCUUCAUUGGCGCAUUUGGUUAAUUUGCAAAUCGACGGCAAUCCGAUCAAGUCAAUCCGACGCGAUAUACUACAGUGCGGUACAACGCGUAUUCUGCGAACUUUGCGUGAACGUGCGCGCGCCGCUGCCGAGAAGCAACAACGCUUGCAUCAAGGCGACACAGCUUCCGUAUCAGCGACAUCCUCGGCAGCAUCAUUUAUAUCUACCAAUUCAGCUACAAUGGGUGCAGACGGUUUAAAUAGCCCGCGACGUCCGCCUGGCGGUUGUGAUGAAGAUACAAUAUUUCCUGAUAAAUAUAAGAUGAGAAACACACACACAUUGAAUGUGACAAUGCAGUACCUAACUACAGUGCCUGAUGAGGUGUUUCAAACGGCCGCAGAAGAGCACGUCAGCUGUGUAGAUCUCUCCAAAAAUCGUUUGGAAAAGUUACCUGACGCACUUCAACUCCUCAAGGGCAGUGCCAGCGAGUUGGUUUUCGCCAAUAAUCAAUUAACCAAAGUGCCAACAUUUUUGUCGCAAUUCACGCGGCUAACUCUGCUCAACUUAUCGUGUAAUCAACUCUCUGACCUUCCGAGCGAGCUGGGUGUGCUCAACACAUUGCGAGAAUUGAACAUUUGUAAUAAUCGCUUUGACCAUAUACCGAGCUGUCUCUAUCAAACACAAAAUCUUGAAAUUUUCUUAGCCAGCGACAAUCGUAUCAAGCAUAUCGACGCCACACCGGAGGGCUUGGGCGCUUUGAAGCGGCUCACCAUCUUAGAUUUACGUAACAACAACAUUGAACAAGUGCCACCCGUACUUGGUAAUCUCAAAAACAUUGUUACUCUGGAGCUGCUUGGUAAUCCAUUCCGUCAACCGCGUCAUCAAAUACUUGUCAAAGGCACGGAUGCUAUCAUGUCGUAUUUGCGUGAUCGUAUACCGGCUUAGCGCCGACGUACGGAAGUCUUUUUUCUUCAUUUUAGAGUAGAGCGUAGCUUGAAAAUCUUUAGUUACAAAAUGGAAAAUGUUAAUUUUGAUAGUCGCGAGAGAUUUGCUCGAUAUUGCUAAUUUUUUUAUGAAAUUAACUCAGCCGCUGUUGGCAUGCGUGAGCAUCGGCGUAGAUCACGUUUUCAAAAGCAGUUGGGCUGUUUUAUUUUGGGGAAUUUUAUUUGUGAGAACAGAAUAUGCAAUACUUUUACAGGAUACAUACAGACAUACUAUGUACUUGAUGAUGUACUCUUAAAAAAAAGAAAAUACAUUUUUUUCGCAAUGCAAAGGUUUCAUCUAUGCACCAAACAUUGUUUGUAUAGUGUGAUUUAUGCGCAAAAAAAUAUUGUUUAUUAAUUACUAAUUCAUUACACUAGUCAUCAUGUGCAAUAUGCGGAACGCGCCCGUGCACACAUAGCUGGAAACUUUGUUAGAAAAUAUAUUUUUUGUGCCGUAAAAAUUUAAUACAUAUACGAAAUUUGCACUCGCAUAAAACAUGGCUAGCACUUAAUGUGUAAAACAGAAAGUACCCUUUUAAUCUAAGUAUAGCUUUUAAAUGUUAAAAUAUAAACUCAAAACUGUAAUGCCAAACACUAAUAAAAACCAAAGCCUUCAUAUAAAGCUUCUAA
Molecule: messenger RNA, 2615 nt
Organism: Rhagoletis pomonella (apple maggot)
Lineage: Eukaryota; Metazoa; Arthropoda; Insecta; Diptera; Tephritidae
Gene: f-cup
Product: leucine-rich repeat-containing protein 40
Exons: 10
Coding region: 49-1947 (632 amino acids)
Molecular function (GO): protein binding
Source: RefSeq, a predicted model, not a curated record